Molecule: messenger RNA, 4780 nt
Organism: Oncorhynchus gorbuscha (pink salmon)
Lineage: Eukaryota; Metazoa; Chordata; Actinopteri; Salmoniformes; Salmonidae
Product: wiskott-Aldrich syndrome protein family member 3-like
Exons: 9
Coding region: 133-1554 (473 amino acids)
Biological process (GO): positive regulation of Arp2/3 complex-mediated actin nucleation; actin cytoskeleton organization
Cellular component (GO): SCAR complex; cytoskeleton
Molecular function (GO): protein kinase A regulatory subunit binding; Arp2/3 complex binding; actin binding
Source: RefSeq, a predicted model, not a curated record
GUUUAGAGUGGCCAGACCGCCAGGGACACAGAUGGCAGCGCGAACAGGAGGAGUAUCUAACGGGACAUGCUGCCAGAUGAAUCUAUUACAUUUCUGACUGCUGGUGAGGGUGUGACAGUGUGAGGCAUCACCAUGCCUCUGGUGAAGAGGAACAUCGACCCGCGCCACCUGUGCCGGGGGGCGUUGCCAGAGGGCUUAGGCAGUGAACUGGAGUGUGUGAUGAACAACACCCUCUCCUCCAUCAUCCGCCAGCUCAGCAGCCUGAGUAAACAUGCAGAGGACAUCUUCGGAGAGCUGUUCAAUGAGGCCAACACAUUCUACCUGAGAGCCAACUCCCUGCAGGACCGCAUCGACCGCCUGGCCGUCAAGGUCACCCAGCUGGACUCCACCGUGGAGGAAGUCUCUCUGCAGGACAUCAACAUGAAGAAGGCUUUUAAGAGCAGUACCGCCCAGGACCAGCAGGUGGUAUCCACGAGGAGCGUUCCCAUCCCUGUCAAGGAGAUGUACAACCUGAGUAACAAACCUCCACCUCUCAACAUCCUCUCCAAAUAUAGGGAUGACCACAAGGAGGGGCUGAAGUUCUACACUGACCCCUCCUACUUCUUCGACCUGUGGAGAGAGAAGAUGCUGCGGGACACGGAAGACAAGAGGAAGGAGAAGAGGAAGAACAAAGAGCAGAAGCGUUGUGUGGACGGGACGUUGCAGAGGGAGGUGAAGAAGGUGCGUAAGGCUCGGAACCGUCGCCAGGAGUGGAAUAUGUUGGCCCUGGAUAAGGAGCUGAGGCCUGACCACCACCACACACACUCUCUCCACCGGGGGGCCACCUGCGAGGGAUCACUAUCCCCUGAGAUGAGGGGUCUUGGACCUGACCACCACCAACGCCACUACCCUCACUCAACCAAUCAUGCUGGUCACGCCCACACGUACUCCGGCCCGCCUCCCAGUCUCCUGGCUGCUCAGCUGGCUGCUCAGGGAAACGCCACUCUGGACCAUGCCUACAGGGGAUACAACCUGGGUCGCCCCCACAAUGCUCCACCCCGUCUCCCUCCCAUUGAGAACAUGAAUGGAUCCAUGUCUCUACGACCUGUGGACUACAGUAUGGAGGGAUAUGGAAACGGCUCUCCUCCUCCUGCUCCUCUCAUGCCAUCUGCACAAUCUGCCUUUGCCACGCCCCCCGGAGGCCCACUUCCUCUUCCAGGUCUAAUGGGAUCAGUUGGUGUCUAUGCCCUGCCCCCACCGCCAAUCGCUGGGCCGCUGGUGGCUCCAACUCCCCCAAUGCCUCCGCCCCCUCCUCCAGGCUCCUCCUACUCUACCACUCCCAAGAUGUCCUCCGUGCCCCACAAUGCCCAGCCUGUUAAUGAUGCUCGUAGUGAUCUGCUGGCUGCCAUACGCAUGGGUAUCCAGUUGAAAAAGGGACAGGAGCAGCAGGAGCAGCAGGAGAAGAGAGAGCCUGUAGGGAACGACGUGGCCACCAUCCUCUCCAGACGCAUCGCUGUCGAGUACUCCGACUCCGAAGAUGACUCAGAGCUGGAAGAGAACGACUGGUCCGACUAACACACGCACAUCACUCACUCAAAAGCUGAAAAGCACAUACAUGUGCACGUUCACAUCCACACAAAACAUAAACCACCAAAUGGUUCACUGAGUGUACUAAACAUGAAUAACACAUCCCUAAUAUCAAGUUGCACCCCCCUCCUCCUUUUGCCCUCAGAACAGCCUCAAUUCGUAGGAGCAUGGACUCUACAAGGUGCUGGAUGUCCUUUGGGUGGUGAACCAUUCAUGAUACAUGAUAAAAUUGCUGAGUGUGAAAAACCCAGCAGCGUUGCAGUUCUUGACACAAACAUGUGCGCCUGGCACCUACUACCAUACCCGUUCAAAGGCACUUACAUGUUUUGUCUUGCCCAUUCACCCUCUCAUUGGCAGACAUACACAAUCCAUGUUUCAAUUGUCUCAAGGCUUAAAAAUCUUUCUUUAACCUGGCUCCUCCCCUAUACCGAUACUGAUUGAAGGGGAUUUAACAGGUGGCAUCAAUAAGGGAUUAUAGCUUUCACCUGGUCAGUCUAUGUCACAGAAAGAGCAUGUUUUGUACAUUCAGUCUAUAUACUGUCAUUAUAAAGAGAACAGUUGUCUAUAGUUUCCACAAACUGCAGUGCAUGCAUAGUAAGCAGAAUUUAGUGCAUGUUUUGUGUUGUACACUCAGUGUAUAUAUAACAACAAAACAUAAACAAAAACACACACAUACAGGAUGUAUUUGUACAUGAUAUAAGCUGGGUGACCCCUGGUCACAUGUAGCACUGCUGGUAAAUCAGACUCCUGCAUCAGCUGCUGAAGGGUCCAGAACUGGACCUCUAGCGGUGUACUCAAGAUGCACACUAUUGGGUUCAGCUGCUAUACUGACACUAAUUGCAACUAAAUGUUCAAUUCAAUACUAUUACUGUUAACAUUUUAAAACUCUCAAGCAAUGCUCGGGCAUCUUGAAUACACCCCAGGAGACCACAGUGUGUCUCUGUAUAAUAUGUUAUCCAUAAUAACACUAGUAAAGCCCUGUUUGUGGCACCCCAGGAUUGGCACUCAUCUCAUGUAUAGUUACAGUCUUAAUAAGGGCCUUACUUAGAGAACCCCUCCUUGGGAAGACAGUCUACAGUCUACAAGACAGUCUUUUUUCUAAUGUUUUUACUGAAACACUUAAUCUAGGACUGAGACCAAUGUUUAUGUGUAGAUUAUAGCAACAGGAAGAUGAAGAGAAGUCAAAAGAAACCGUGUGGACUGUGCUGGUCAGGGUAGCGUUCAGAAGGAACCGUGUGGACUGUGCUGGUCAGGGUAGCGUUCAAAAGGAACCGUGUGGACUGUGCUGGUCAGGGUAGCGUUCAGAAGGAACUGUGUGGACUGUGCUGGUCAGGGUAGCGUUCAGAAGGAACUGUGUGGACUGUGCUGGUCAGGGUAGCGUUCAGAAGGAACCGCGUGUGGACUGUGCUGGUCAGGGUAGCGUUCAGAAGGAACUAAGUGGACUGCUGGUCAGGGUAGCGUUCAGAAGGAACCGUGUGGACUGUGCUGGUCAGGGUAGCGUUCAGAAGGAAUCCCAUGUGGACUUUGCUGGUCAGGGUAGCAUUCAGAAGGAACCAUGUGGACUGUGCUGGUCAGGGUAGCGUUCAGAAGGAACCGUGUGGACUGUGCUGGUCAGGGUAGCGUUCAGAAGGAACUGUGUGGACUGUGCUGGUCAGGGUAGCUUUCAGAAGGAACCGUGUGGACUGUGCUGGUCAGGGUAGCGUUCAGAAGGAACUGUGUGGACUGUGCUGGUCAGGGUAGCGUUCAGAAGGAAUCCCGUGUGGACUGUGCUGGUCAGGGUAGCGUUCAGAAGGAACUGUGUGGACUGUGCUGGUCAGGGUAGCAUUCAGAAGGAACCGCGUGUGGACUGUGCUGGUCAGGGUAGCGUUCAGAAGGAACCGUGUGGACUGUGCUGGUCAGGGUAGCGUUCAGAAGGAACCGUGUGGACUGUGCUGGUCAGAGUAGCGUUCAGAAGGAACCAUGUGGACUGUGCUGGUCAGAGUAGCGUUCAGAAGGAAUCCCGUGUGGACUUUGCUGGUCAGGGUAGCAUUCAGAAGGAACCGCGUGUGGACUGUGCUGGUCAGGGUAGCAUUCAGAAGAAACCGUGUGGACUGUGCUGGUCAGGGUAGCGUUCAGAAGGAACCGCGUGUGGACUGUGCUGGUCAGGGUAGCGUUCAGAAGGAACCGUGUGGACUGUGCUGGUCAGGGUAGCGUUCAGAAGGAACCGUGUGGACUGUGCUGGUCAGGGUAGCGUUCAGAAGGAACCGUGUGGACUGUGCUGGUCAGGGUAGCGCUCAGAAGGAACUGUGUGGACUGUGCUGGUCAGGGUAGCGCUCAGAAGGAACUGUGUGGACUGUGCUGGUCAGGGUAGCGUUCAGAAGGAAUCCCGUGUGGACUGUGCUGGUCAGGGUAGCAUUCAGAAGGAACCGUGUGGACUGUGCUGGUCAGGGUAGCAUUCAGAAGGAACCGUGUGGACUGUGCUGGUCAGGGUAGCAUUCAGAAGGAACCGUGUGGACUGUGCUGGUCAGGGUAGCAUUCAGAAGGAACCGCGUGGACUGUGCUGGUCAGGGUAGGGUUCAGAAGGAACUGUGUGGACUGUGCUGGUCAGGGUAGCAUUCAGAAGGAACCGUGUGGACUGUGCUGGUCAGGGUAGCAUUCAGAAGGAACCGCGUGGACUGUGCUGGUCAGGGUAGGGUUCAGAAGGAACUGUGUGGACUGUGCUGGUCAGGGUAGCAUUCAGAAGGAACCGCGUGUGGACUGUGCUGGUCAGGGUAGCAUUCAGAAGGAACCGCGUGUGGACUGUGCUCGUCAGGGUAGCAUUCAGAAGGAACUGUGUGGACUGUGCUGGUCAGGGUAGCAUUCAGAAGGAACCGCGUGUGGACUGUGCUCGUCAGGGUUUUGUUGGAACAAAUGGGAGAAGAUGUUUUGAAAGUGUUUUCCUACUGUGUUCCUUCUGAAGGCAACAGGUGUGUGUGAGGGAGUGGCCUGAGAGGGAGGCUGUAUUCCAUCAUCCACACUCAAACAUUACCCCAUGUGCUACACUUAGGAGGAUGCACAGCCAGCAUCGUUUCCUUCUAAGUGGUACUCUAGUAUGGAUAUUGGAACGUAGCCUGAGUGUGUGAGUGUGUGAGUGUGUGAGUGUGUGAGUGUGUGAGUGUGUGAGUGUGUGAGUGUGUGAGUGAGUGAGUGAGUGAGUGAGUGAGUGAGUGAGUGAGUGAGUGAGUGAGUGAGUGAG